This is a messenger RNA of Prunus armeniaca (apricot), 825 nucleotides long. Lineage: Eukaryota; Viridiplantae; Streptophyta; Magnoliopsida; Rosales; Rosaceae. The record is from the annotation of a GenBank genome assembly.
AUGAAGCUCUUACCGAAGCCCGAUUCGAUUCAAAUUCGUGAGGUGUGGAACGAUAAUUUUGAGGAGGAAUUUGCUUUGAUACGAAAAAUUGUCGAUGACUAUCCGUAUGUUGCUAUGGACACCGAGUUUCCUGGCAUUGUUCUUCGUCCGGUGGGCAAUUUCAAGAACAGCUAUGACUACCAUUACCAAACCUUGAAGGAUAAUGUAGAUAUGCUCAAGCUGAUUCAACUGGGUCUCACAUUUUCUGAUGAGCAAGGGAAUUUACCCACUUGUGGAACUGAUAAACACUGCAUUUGGCAGUUUAAUUUCCGGGAAUUCAAUCUCAAUGAGGAUGUUUUUGCCAAUGAUUCUAUUGAGCUUUUGCGCCAAAGUGGCAUUGAUUUUAAGAAAAACAAUGAGAAGGGUAUUGAUGCAAAGAGGUUUGGCGAGCUCUUAAUGUCGUCUGGGAUUGUGUUGAAUGAUAGUGUGCAUUGGGUCACUUUCCAUAGUGGGUAUGAUUUUGGAUACUUGAUUAAGCUUUUGACUUGCCAGAACUUGCCCGAGACGCAAGCAGAGUUCUUUAAUUUGAUCAAUAUUUACUUUCCGACAAUAUACGAUAUCAAGCAUCUGAUGAAGUUUUGCAAUAGCCUUCAUGGUGGAUUGAACAAGCUUGCAGAAUUGUUGGAAGUGGAGAGAGUUGGUAUUUGUCAUCAGGCAGGUUCUGAUAGUUUGCUUACAUCUUGUACGUUCAGAAAAUUGAAAGAGAGUUUCUUUAAUGGUUCUUUGGAGAAGUAUGCUGGUGUCUUGUAUGGUUUAGGUGUUGAGAAUGGACUAAAUACUCUUUAA